UCCGCGUUGACAAAGUGUCUCCGGUCUCAGCAGCAACAACAGCCGCUAAAAGAUCACCGUUUCAGAGCUGUCGUUUCUCUUUGUGUUAGUAAGAUGAGUCCGCUGUGUGAGUGCUGCUCCGAGCACAUGAAUAAACUGAACCAGCAGGUUUCUGUGAUGCGAAAAGAAAUCAAGAACCUGAGGCAGACGCUAGACAGUGCAAUUAGAGCUCAUCGCAAACAGCUGCUGGCGGUUCAGGCUGCUGUGUCGAAGAUUGGACUCAGCGAAGAAGUUAAAGCUCCAGCACCUUCACCACCGUCACCGGCAGCAUUAGAGCGAGGGAACAUCCAAACAGUCCCAAUUGGUUACAUUAGUUCCUGUUUUUCUGUGAAGAAUGGGACUCCCCGGCAGCCCACUAUUUGUGGCCCUUCAAGGGCAGAACUUCGAAUUCAGCCGAGUGUCUUCAACAACCCGGAGCACGCUCUGGUGGGCCUGGAGCAAUACUCCCAUGUUUGGAUUAUUUUUGUCUUCCACAAAAACGGCCACCUGAGCUACAAAGCCAAAGUGAGGCCGCCCAGGCUGAACGGGCAGAGAGUCGGUGUGUACUCGACACGCAGUCCUCAUCGACCGAAUGCGUUGGGCCUAACGCUGGCAAAGCUCGACAAAAUACACGGUGAUACUCUACACCUGUCAGACAUUGAUAUGAUUGCAGGCACCCCAGUCCUGGACAUCAAACCCUAUAUCCCAGAGUAUGACUCCCCCGACACCCGGAGGAGCUAUGAGGAGGACUCAGAGCCCUGUAAUUCAAACACUGACCAAAUGAAUGAGGACAAGAGAAACCUCAUUAACCUCCCUGAAGGAUCAGACAUAGAUGUGCAGUUAAACACAGAAGAUCGAGGAGCAGCUAAUGAUUAUGUGGGGAAUCUCCUCCCAGAAGAAAAAACUAAUACUAACGUAACAGGUUCAUCUCAUAUCAGUGCUCAGUUUUCUUUGUCCAAAGACCUCAGUAAUGUGCUGGAGGAGGUCAAGGCUUUUGUGAACCAAGAUGUUUUCUUAAGUUCUGAGAGUAAGAACCGAGGUUCAGACUCUCCUAAAACUAAACCACCUUUGUUGGAAGUAGACCAUCCCUGCUAUGGAGAGGAAGCCUACACUAUGAUCGCAGGCUGGAUCAGAGAGCCUCCUGUCGCAAGUCUGGAUGUGCGAUUCAGCCUUCACGCGGAGAGGGAGCUGGCAGAGUUCAUCCCUGCACACCUGUCAGGACUGUCUGAAAGCCACAGACCCAGGUUUAAGUUUCUGCGCAGUACAGAGGAGGCAGUCGCUGCCAUCAGAGGGGUCCUGUCAGCAGACCCCCGAUCCGUCUACAGGAGGACUCGCUGCAAGGACAGACUCUUUUUCUUCACCCUUGACACGGCUGACAUCACCUGCUGGUUUGGACAAGGCUUUGCAGAGGUGCUGCAGGUAAAACCUGUAGAGCCGCACAUUGCUUCAGUAUGAGAAACUUUUUCAUUGAUGGAUUUUGAGCUGAAGACAGGAGCAUUUCAUGUGACACAAAAACACCCUCUUGUUUGUUCCUUUCUUUUUGGUAUUUCAAUCUAAAUUCUUUGCUGGCAAACUUUUAUUUGUAAAUCAUAUUGGCUUUCUUAAAGUCAGACAGAAGAAUAAAGAGGUAUAUUCAAUGUUGUAUUGGAUAAUUAAAUAAGAUAUUUACUUAAAAAACAAAUGCCCUUUUUUCUGUUUGUCUUUAAAAAGUAUUUACAAAUUGGAAAAAAUGUAAGUAGUUGCACAAACAGAGUUUAAUUUCUUUUCUUUCUUCUUUUUGCAAACGGUUAGCCUUUUGAGCACUGGAGUGGGUUAGCUGCUAGCUCUUCUUGUUUUCUCGAGAGAUAGUCCUUUAAUUUAUGUGUUAUUAGGAUACAUCAGUGGAAAGGAGGCUGUGUUGUUUUAUAAUUGUCUUUGGGCAAUGAAACGGGCCACAGAGCCUCAUAAGAUUCAUAAACACUCUCAAGGAGGCCCUCGUGGGACAGGAAGAGUCAACAAAUGAUUCAACAGAAAGAUUCAUGACUUAAUCAGUGAGCAAGGACAGUAGAAGCACGUGUAGGAAAAAGGGUCCAUGGCUCUUUAGAUGAUGUGGAGGGACCCCACUUUAGUCUGACCACUGACAUCUUGUAAUGUCAUGAUUUAUUUGUUCCUCCCUUUCAUCAGGCUUCUAUUACCUCCCCCCUAAUUGAUCUUUUCCUGCUUCUCUGUACUUUAUUAUCCCUUUAGCUUCUUGCUUAAGUAUUUAUAAAAGUGCGUAUUUUACAUUGUAGAUUCACACAAUAAUCUCAAGACACUUCUGAUCUUUCCGUGCCAUUUUGACAGACUUUUCCAAUAUUGUAUAAUACAGAUCUAAGAGAGGAAGAAAAACACACUACAUGAAAGUGAUUUGUGGUGUUUUAUGCAGAGCUGUGUGAGGGCACUUGAGUUCAUGGUGGAACGAUUUCAACCGAAAAAUGUGAAACACUGAAAAUCUAGGCCAUCCAUCAGGCAGUCAAAGGGAGAAGAUGCAAACUCCACACAGAAAUGCCCGGGCCAUGUGGUGCAUUCAAACACUGCUGGAAGAAUUAUCAUAUUUAUUUUCUGCGGUCACCACAUCAUAAAAGUUGCGUGUAUAACAUCACCAAUCAAAUACGAGAAAGACACUUAAAAUGUGACUUCGCCCCAAAAUAAGGCUUUAAAAACAUUUGUGUGCUUGAUGCAUAUUAUUAACUGUAUUUAAAGCAAAAAUGUAAUUGUGGCAGGGUGUGGUUUGUGGCUCAGCUGCAGGGGAGGGGUGGAGAAGGGGGUUCAGGGUGCUGUGUCAGGGGAGGCUGACACACACCUGAGCUCCAUCAACUGAUCACGUCUCCCCUGUAAAAGAUGUGCCAGGACCUGAGGUGUGUGGUUGUGUGUGCUACAAGCAGGACAGCUGGAAAGUUGCCAAGUGAAAAACCAGCGCAAAUAAAAAACCUAUAAAACGCUGUUGGUGUUGGGUCCAUCAUUUUCACUGCAUUACAGGUGACUCCACUCAUCCGUCCAAUAACUUCUUCAGUUUGCUGCCAUCAGGAAGGAGACUGAAGAGCCUCCGGGCUAGAACCAUCAGACUGAGACACAGCUUCGUCCAUCGGGCUGUCAGGAUGCUGAAUUCACUCCCUGCUCUCACAUACACGAACCCCAGACCUGCAUUCACCUCUUCCCUCUGAACCCUCCACCCUCAAACCACCACCAUUGCCUUUUCACUGACUGCACCCCCCACCCCCCCGAAACUUGCCCACAGCAAUAUGAUUGUGUUGCACACUGCUGUUUGUACAAGAUUGUAUAGAAUUGCAUUGUGUUGCACAUAAGACUCCUAUUUUAUUUUUAUCU
Molecule: messenger RNA, 3363 nt
Organism: Pelmatolapia mariae (spotted tilapia)
Lineage: Eukaryota; Metazoa; Chordata; Actinopteri; Cichliformes; Cichlidae
Gene: trmo
Product: tRNA methyltransferase O
Exons: 6
Coding region: 94-1473 (459 amino acids)
Source: RefSeq, a predicted model, not a curated record